GGGUGAGGGGGAGGAGGAGCUGCAGCCUCAAGCCGGCGCUGGAAACGACUAACUAAGGUGGUUGAAUUCUCAUCCCUCUUCUACAAGUGUAGCUGGGACCAGAAGUCCAGGCACCUUCCCACCCACGAUGGCGCUGAGCCUGCAGAGUUCCUGAUUCCCACGAGGACGGUGUGCUGUGCUAGGCAGCCCCGCCACCCGCCAUGUGCCGGAGUCACUGAACCCCCCCAGGCCGCUCCAUCUUUCUCAUGGAUAUAAAGAGCCUGCAGAAAGCCAAGCGACGCAAACAGGGCAGCAUGCGAAGCAGGAGCCAGAAUCUAUUCCCUGAGUAGGAGGCUUGGUUGCCAUCCAGCUGGGAACAAGGGGAAACUUUUUUUAUUAUUUUUACUAGCCUCCUCAUUGCCUGAGGAUCUGCUGUUACAUUCCUGGUUUUUCUCCCAGUUGCCGUUGAAGGCAUCGAAGCUGCUCAGUGCAUUGACUCCUGCCGGUUUGUUGACUUCGUUCCACUGGAUCCCUCUCUGUUGCCUUCACCUCCCGGCGCCAUGGCGGGCAGCACCGGACCCUUCCUGCCAUGGGCGCAGGAAGUGGCGAUGCUGUUGAUGCUCCGUGUGCGCCGGACCGUCCUGCAGACGGCCAUUUUGCUCUGCGUCUUGUUGCUUCUCCUCUGGAUCUCGGUCUUCCUCUAUGGCAGCUUCUACUACUCCUAUAUGCCUACGGUCAGCUACGUCAGCCCCGUCCACUACAAGUUCAGGACUGACUGUGGCCAAAUUGGAUCAGAACUGUGCUCUUUCCCUGUUGCCAAUGUUUCUUUCAUCAAGGACAACCGGGACCGGGUCCUCAUGUACGGCCAACCGUACCGCAUCUCGCUGGAAUUGGAGCUGCCAGAGUCGCCGGUCAACCAGAACCUGGGGAUGUUCAUGGUGGUCAUUUCGUGUUACACCAAAGGUGGCCGUAUCAUCUCCUCUUCGGCCAGAUCGGCCAUGCUACACUACCGCUCGAGCCUGCUGCAGAUGCUCGACACCUUCGCCUUUGCCAGCCUGUUCUUGACCGGUUUCACAGAACAGAAGCAGAUGCUGGACGUUGAGCUGUACUCAGACUACAAGGAGGACUCGUACACACCAACAGUCGGUGCCGUGAUUGAAAUCCAGACCACAAAGAUCCACAUUUAUGGCGCCCAGCUGCGCAUUCAUGCCCAUUUCACUGGACUGCGGUAUCUGCUCUACAACUUCCCGGUGACGUCCGCCAUCUUGGGUGUGGCCAGCAACUUCACCUUCCUGAGCGUCAUCGUCCUCUUCAGCUACCUGCAGUGGAUCUGGGGCACUGUGUGGCCCAGAGAGUCCUUAUCGAUGCAGUUAUCUGGCCGGGAAAGAUCCGGAAUGCUUCAACAUUCAGAAGACGUCCGGCGACGGAUUGUGGCCCCUAAAGAAGGCCCUGAGGAAAUAGAGGCUGCCUCACGUCAACCAGAGGAUGUGGGGGCUGAUGAAGAGGAGGAGGAAUUGUCGAGAGCAGUUGCUGAGAUGCAGACCCAGAAGAGCAAUCUAGAGAAACCUGAUUCCGGGGCAAGGUCGAGUCUGGACAAUGGGAUGAGCGAAGAGGCGGAAUUUGAGUCUGUGGACAAUUCCACGCUGCUUGCUGAGGCCAACUUCCCAGUCCCUUCCCGGGACGGGGACCCCUCAAGCCUGCUGCCCCCAGGGGCCAGGACCCUCACGCCAGGCUCAGAGAUCCGACAGAGAAGUACUUGCUCCAGUUCCUGAAAAGGGGGCGGGCGGGUCUGUCUGCGGCUGCAUGAGCCCCUCCUUAGCCUUUUGCACUGCUCCCAAUAGCUUGCACCCACCACAGGCCUUGCUCUCCAAGGGGAGCCUCUGCUCCCAGCUUGUGUUUACAUUCCAGCUCCUUUUUCUCUCCCCCCACCCCCUAUUCCUCACCCGGAGACACUGUAACUUAAAAUAAAGAUUUACCUGCUAACGAA
Molecule: messenger RNA, 1966 nt
Organism: Zootoca vivipara (common lizard)
Lineage: Eukaryota; Metazoa; Chordata; Lepidosauria; Squamata; Lacertidae
Gene: BSCL2
Product: BSCL2 lipid droplet biogenesis associated, seipin
Biological process (GO): lipid droplet organization; lipid storage
Cellular component (GO): endoplasmic reticulum membrane
Source: RefSeq, a predicted model, not a curated record